Molecule: messenger RNA, 1140 nt
Organism: Lagenorhynchus albirostris (white-beaked dolphin)
Lineage: Eukaryota; Metazoa; Chordata; Mammalia; Artiodactyla; Delphinidae
Gene: ASPHD1
Product: aspartate beta-hydroxylase domain containing 1
Exons: 3
Coding region: 37-1140 (367 amino acids)
Source: RefSeq, a predicted model, not a curated record
AGAGGACCUCGGAAGGAGAGAGAACCAAGAGUAGGAAUGUGGAAGGGAAACAGCCCAGGGUGUAACCAGGGAGCAGCCAUGGAAGGAACCGGUGGAGAACUGGGGGGACAAGGGAACUGGGGUCUGGAAGAUGCCCCAGGCCUCUUGGCCAGGGCCUCCCUGCCCAUCAUGCCUGCAUGGCCAUUGCCUCUGGCCUCAUCUGCCCUUACCCUGCUCCUUGGAGCUCUCACUUCCCUCUUCCUCUGGUACUGCUACCGCCUGGGCUCCCAAGAUAUGCAGGCCCUAGGGGCUGGGAGUCGGGCUGGGGCUGUCAGUGGUAGGCCUGGAGGGUGCUCUGAGGCUGGCAGACCAAGCCCACGGAGCUCUGGGGAGUCUGUGGAAGGACCUAGGACAGAAGGCCUAGUGAGCCGUCGCCUUCGGGCCUACGCCAGGCGCUACUCUUGGGCAGGGAUGGGUAGGGUGAGGCGGGCGGCUCAGGGUAGCCCAGGCCCUGGGGGAGGGCCAGGGGUCCUGGGCAUUCAGCGCCCAGGCCUGCUUUUCCUGCCAGACCUGCCCUCAGCCCCCUUCGUGCCACGGGAUGCCCAGCGGCAUGAUGUGGAGCUCCUGGAGAGCAGCUUCCCUGCCAUUUUGAGGGACUUCGGGGCUGUGAGCUGGGACUUCUCAGGGACUACCCCUCUGCCUCGGGGCUGGUCCCCACCACUGGCCCCUGGGUGCUACCAGCUCCUGCUAUACCAAGCAGGCCGGUGCCAACCCAGCAACUGCCGCCGGUGCCCGGGGGCCUAUCGGGCACUGAGGGGGCUGCGAAGCUUUAUGAGUGCCAACACCUUCGGCAAUGCUGGCUUUUCCGUCCUCCUGCCUGGGGCCCGGCUCGAGGGCCGCUGUGGGCCCACCAAUGCCCGAGUCAGAUGCCACCUGGGCCUGAAGAUCCCCCCUGGCUGUGAGCUGGUGGUCGGGGGUGAGCCCCAGUGCUGGGCUGAGGGACACUGUCUACUGGUGGACGACUCCUUCCUGCAUACAGUGGCUCAUAAUGGCUCUCCCGAAGAUGGGCCUCGAGUGGUCUUCAUCGUGGACCUUUGGCAUCCCAAUGUGGCUGGGGCCGAACGCCAGGCCCUCGACUUUGUCUUCGCACCAGACCCUUGA